AUGGGCAAGAUUUCAGGUGCAGCACUUACACUCCUGCUGGUCGUCACAGUCAGUCUGUUCUUUCAGGACGAGGCAGCUUUCGGAUGUUGCAGGAAUUAUUCCAAAGGAAGGAUCUCUAUUAAUCGCAUCUGUGGCUUUUCAAUCCAGAACAUGACAGCAACUUGUGAAAUCAAUGCUAUCAUUUUCCACACCUGUAAAGGAAGACAACUGUGUGUUGAUCCUGCUGAGUCUUGGGUGAUGGACCGCAUCUACACACUAAGGGAUAAAGUGGAAAGAAUGAAGCAUGAAAAACAUCAGCGAAGAGGCUAAUGUAGUACUAUGUACUACCAACUGGAAAAUAAAAUAUAUUAUAUAUUAUAUAUAUCCAUUGAUUAAUAGA
Trichomycterus rosablanca is the source of this 379-nucleotide messenger RNA. RefSeq names its product C-C motif chemokine 20-like. Lineage: Eukaryota; Metazoa; Chordata; Actinopteri; Siluriformes; Trichomycteridae. The record is from RefSeq and is a predicted model, not a curated record. Gene Ontology annotation, cellular component: extracellular region. The coding region runs from base 1 to 309 and encodes 102 amino acids. Gene Ontology annotation, biological process: immune response. Gene Ontology annotation, molecular function: chemokine activity. The transcript has 4 exons.